Molecule: messenger RNA, 2879 nt
Organism: Physcomitrium patens
Lineage: Eukaryota; Viridiplantae; Streptophyta; Bryopsida; Funariales; Funariaceae
Product: pectinesterase
Biological process (GO): cell wall modification
Molecular function (GO): enzyme inhibitor activity; pectinesterase activity
Source: RefSeq, a predicted model, not a curated record
GCUGGAUUUAGGUGAAACCUCAUAUACGUCCAAAUGAUCCCGUGACGAAGAAAUCCAGACAGAGAGGAAAGGAAUUAUCUAGAGCUAGCAGUGUUGGUUUGCACGCGCGCGCUCGUGAGGUGGGGUCGAAGUCAUGGCGAGGCUUUGAGGUCAUAGGUUUGACAGGUCGAUGGAGAAAUGAGUCACAUGUCAGUUUGAGUGCUGCCUAUUCUCACUUGCGAAUAUAGAAGCUCAAGGGUCUGUAGCGCUGCAGCGCUAAGUGUGAUGCGGACGAUGUGAGAAAUUUUAGUGGGAGAGCUAGUCAGGGACAAGGCGAGCGGUGAGAAAGGAUGGCAUCGAUGGCCGCUAGUGUAGUCUUCAUUUUGCUAAUCUCUACUCUUCUCAAUGCAGCGAGUGUGAUGCCCGAGAGUCACUUCAAGUCCUACCCACAUUGGCGUCAUGACCACAAGCAGCAUCAUCAGAAGGAUGUAGCGCCUGGCAGUGGUACCAGUGUUGCUGUCACCGAGGCUUGUGCUGCCACAAGGUAUCCGGCUUCUUGUUUGAGAGCAUUGAACAGUGAUCCUCGAUCGGCUACUGCCGUACCACGAGAAUUAGUAGCCAUCGCAAUCGGAGUAGCCCAUCGUUAUGCAACAAUUUCGCAAGCUGACAGCCAGACAUUAGCUGCACAAUCAGCCACUUCAGGCAAUAUCAACCUCAUCUCCAUCUCCAAAAUGUGCAGUGAAGGGACAGAUUUGGCCGCGUUCCAUACCCAAAACUCUGAAAAUGCUGUCAAUGGGCCGCUUCUAAACGACGUGCAGGCAUGGCUCAGUGGGGCUCUCACGUUUACGACUGACUGCAGUGCCGGCCUUGGGCAAACUUCCACUGCGCUGCCCUUCGUGAGCGAGAUGAAAGGACGACUGGACGCAUCUCAAGAGAUGAUAAGCAACGCUCUUGCCAUGACCGACGCGCUUGUGAACUACGGCCCCAACACCGUUCUGUGGAAGCCACCUCCUCUUAGCAAGGAUCACAUGCUCUAUGAGACCACGAGCUUCGUCGCACAGCACGAGCUGAGCGCUGCGGUUUCGACGCCCAAGUGGCUCAAUGUCAAAGACCAUAACCUCCUUAAUGGGACACUUCUUGCAUCUCCUUCUGUCACCGUUGAUAUAUAUUCUGCGUUCUCAAGUAUCCAGCGUGCGGUAGAUCUUGCUCCAGACUGGAGCACACAGAGAUACGUGAUUUACAUCAAGACAGGAGUCUACAACGAGGUGGUGAGAAUUCCUAAGCAGAAGACGAAUCUCAUGUUCUUAGGAGAUGGAACUGAUAAGACAAUUAUAACAGGCAGCUUGAGUGAUUCACAACCAGGCAUGAUCACCUGGGCGACAGCGACAGUUGCUGUCAGUGGUUCUGGCUUCAUAGCUCGUGGCAUAACAUUCCAGAACACCGCAGGCCCUGCUGGACGUCAAGCAGUGGCCUUGAGAGUAAAUAGCGAUCAGUCCGCCUUCCAGAACUGCGCCGUUGUGGGAUUCCAGGACUCUCUUUACACGCAUUCGUUACGGCAGUUUUACAAGGAUGUGUAUGUUUCAGGUACUGUUGAUUUUAUUUUUGGAAACUCUGCUGCCCUCUUCCAAAACUCACAGUUGGUGGUUCGUGUUGGAGCGCCUGAAGCCACCACCAGCACAGUGACAGCUCAGGGUAGAACAGAUUCUGGUCAAACCACUGGGCUCGUCUUCCAAGACUGUUCUAUCCUUGGAACGCCUGAAUACGUGGCCUUGUUUCAAUCUAAUCGGCAAGCACACCAGGCCUUCCUCGGCAGACCAUGGAAAACUUUCUCCCGCACCGUGUUUAUCAGAACAUAUAUCGAUCAGAUCAUCGAUCCCUCGGGCUGGUUGCCAUGGAACGGAAACUUUGCUCUCUCUACCCUAUUUGCUGCCGAGUAUGGAACCUAUGGUCCUGGUGCCGCCACCAUCAACAACCGUGUUACAUGGUCAAGUCAGCUUUCGACAUCUCAAGCUCAGGCUUUUUCUGUGAGCUCGUUCAUUCAGGGCCCAUCCUGGUUGCCUGCUACCGAAAUUCCCUUCUCUCCGUAACCACUGCUGUAUAUCUCAUUCUAUUUAAUUUCAGUAGUCUUUGAGGGAACAUUUCCAUGAAGGCAGAGGUUCGAUUUCAAGGGUUCAGAAUCAGAUCGGUAUCUAGCACCUGAAGUUGGAGGAGCUCUAGUUACCCGAAGACUAGCCAUGAACAUUAUCAGGUGGAUUAAUUCAGAGGUGAUCAAAUCACUUGUGGCUCAUCAGGACGCUGCUACAACAAUGAGGAACGCCUGCGCAUCAUGUGCUCGAUUAUGAGCUCUUCCCAAACCAGACUUCACUCAACUAGGACUUUAUCAUUAGUCCUUGUGACUAAAUUAGCAUCCCAGAAAUGCAGAAAAUGCAGUUCUCAAUAUUCUUUCAGCAGCUUGUGUCAGUAGCAGGUUUGACCGUUACGAAGUGGAGUUCAGACAUUACAGGAAGACAAGUAGAAUCGAAGAUCUUCACUGUCUACAAGUUGAACAGUAUCAUCGGUAAAUAGACUUCCAUUAAUAUAUCAGUUUUCUUAUAAAUAUAAACUUCUGUGGCAGUUGACACUGAAGUUGAGAUUAAAACAGAUUUGUAAUGUGAACCAGCGACAGAUAAAAAUCCUGACUUAGAAUCUGUCUGCGUGUUAACUACUGAACUGAUGGACAAUUCACUAACUGUAGGGGAAUUUCAAGAUCUUCUGUUUACGAAAGUAACAUUCUUUUCUUUCGUAAUAUCUACUUUCAUACAAAGAGGAGCCACUUGCAAUCAACAAGGAUCCUCAUGAUUGUAGUAACAUCAAUCAGUUCCAAAGCUGUCCUCAGCCGCCUUAAGCUAAUUUUUGACUCA